Molecule: messenger RNA, 2836 nt
Organism: Venturia canescens
Lineage: Eukaryota; Metazoa; Arthropoda; Insecta; Hymenoptera; Ichneumonidae
Product: caseinolytic peptidase B protein homolog
Exons: 9
Coding region: 160-2187 (675 amino acids)
Biological process (GO): cellular response to heat
Cellular component (GO): cytoplasm; mitochondrion
Molecular function (GO): ATP hydrolysis activity; protein binding; ATP binding
Source: RefSeq, a predicted model, not a curated record
UUCCACUUCAAUCGGCGGUUGUCAUAACGAUUGAAAGAUGCAUCUUCCGAAGAAAAUUCACAAACUUUUUUCAUCUCGCGUCUGUAGGUAGUUACGUUAUGUCAGCAGCAAUGUUUUCACACAGUAUUCAGUCCUGUAUCUGAUGUACAGACGUCAGGAAUGUCAUCAUCGAUAGCUCGUUGUUUUUUAUUAACCAAUUUCAAAAUGUCUCACUUGUACCGACAAAAUUUUCGUAUUCUUUUACACCGUCGAUGUACAGCAAAAAAUUCCAUUGAUUUAUCAAAUUCACCAUACCAUGAAACUUGUUUGUCUGCAACAAAUAAUCAAAAUAAACAACGAGGUUAUGAGCGUAUUUCGACUGAUCAAUGCUUAUUUACGAAACUAUUGAAACCGUUCAUUGCGACGUAUAAUGAAAAUUUGUAUACCAUUCCUGUCAGAACGAGCGAAUAUUUUUUUCAUUACAACUCCUAUGAGAGAUUUUGUGGACGUGAAGAUCACAAGAACAACAGAAAUCGAGGUAGUAGGAAAUUCAGAAAUAUUUUUCUACUCAGUGGCCUAGCCGUUGUUGGUGCACUUUGCGAAGGAUCUCAUUUCAGUAAAGAGAGGGAUUUCUUGCGGGCUGCUCAAUUUGGCAUUGUUCAUGACUUGAAGAAGGCACUGUCGAAUGGUAUAGAUGUAAAUGUAAAACAUCCUCUGGGCUGGACGGCACUGCACGCUGCUGCCAUUAAUGGGAAAACAGAGGCAGUAAAGUUCUUGUUGAAAAAUGGAGCAGAUCCAAAUGUGGGUGAUGAUUUUGUCAAUGUUUACAAAACAGCAAUGGAAAAGGGCCUUCAUUCUUUGGAUGUUUUAGUGAAACGAGAGGAGGAGUUCUCAGAUUGUUUAAAUAACAAAGCCACUUUUAAGGGUUUUACGGCUCUUCACUAUGCCGUUUUGGCUGAUUCAAAAGAUUGUAUCAAAGCUCUACUUGAUGCUGGAGCAAAUCCUACAAUUGAAAACGAAACCGGACACCGUGCAGUUGAUUAUGCCAGGGAAGGUGAAAUUAAGGAUUUACUUGAUCGUCAUGCCCGCACAUACGACGAGGUCAUGCGAGAAAAGGAAGCUGAGGAACGGCGAAGGUUUCCAUUGGAACAGCGUCUGAAACAACACAUUGUUGGACAAGAAGGUCCUAUUUCAGUCGUGGCUUCGGCUAUUAGAAGGAAAGAAAAUGGCUGGAUUGAUGAGGAACACCCCUUGGUAUUUCUUUUUUUGGGUUCUUCUGGAAUUGGAAAGACCGAAUUAGCGAAACAACUUGCUACAUAUAUUCACAAAAACAAAGCUAAUGCCUUCAUACGUCUUGACAUGUCCGAGUAUCAAGAAAAACACGAAGUUGCCAAAUUGAUCGGAGCACCUCCUGGUUACGUUGGCCAUGACGAUGGUGGACAACUGACGAAAUUAUUGAGAAAAUCGCCAAACGCUGUAGUUCUUUUCGAUGAGGUGGACAAAGCUCAUCCGGAUGUUUUGACUGUGUUAUUACAACUCUUCGACGAGGGCAGAUUAACGGAUGGAAAAGGAAAAACAAUCGAAUGCAAAAAUGCCAUAUUUAUAAUGACGUCGAAUUUAGCGAGUGAAGAAAUCGCUCAGCACGCGAUGGAAUUAAGAACUGAAGCUGAACAUUUACUGACCCAAAGAUUGGGCAAAAAUAUUGGCAACCCUGAAGGAGAACCUGAGCGCAUCGAGAUAUCAAGAAAUUUUAAGGAUCAAGUGGUUCGGCCUAUAUUGAAACAUCACUUCCGCCGGGAUGAAUUUCUUGGUCGAAUAAACGAGAUUGUUUAUUUCCUACCGUUUUCUCGAAAUGAGCUCAUAAAACUGGUUGCUCGAGAAUUGGAAACGUGGGCUGCGCGAGCUCGCGAUCGCCACACCAUUGAGCUCAAAUGGGACAGGGAAGUUUUGUCCGCAUUGGCCGAUGGUUACGACGCUCAUUACGGUGCUCGAUCUAUCAAGUACGAGGUUGAAAGACGAGUCGUUAAUCAACUCGCCGCUGCUCAUGAACGCGGUCAACUUGGUAAAGAAUGUUGCGUAAGACUCAAGGCAAAUUGGCAUGAGAACGGUGUGACCAUCGGUCUGUCUGUCCGUCCGGCAGGGGUGAAGGAUUUCGUGGACAUCACAGAAUCGGAUAGUCUAAUAAAGAACGUCAAUUCGACAUUUUGACGAGUGGAAGCGGUAGAACAAACGCAGUGAAUUUCUUGCCUUCCUAAAACAGCGAUUAAUAAUCGUGAAGAAAUUUAAGCCGGAAACUCUAGUAUUCAAUAUGAAAACGGAGCGAAUAACGCGAAUGGACAAAAAAAAAUCAUUUUUAUACGAUUUCUACAUAAUUUGAGAAGUACGAUGUGAUCUUUCAGUUUUUGUUUCGACGAAAUCAUUGUAAAUACAUGUAUUAAGUUCAAUUUUUGAAAAUAUUCCAACAUUUUGUGAAUAAUAAGCUGGCUUUCUGUUACGUCCAUCAUAUUUUUUAUUAACUCACUCUUGUGCACAAUGAACGGUUCACAAUAUCCCAGUGAAAUUGUUAUAAACAAUUUUAACAUUUUGUGUAGAGUCUUACGUGACACGAAAAUAUUUAUUGGACUUGACAUUUAACGAAUAGCUUACACACACACGUAUAACAUCGUUCGUUCUCGUUUUUUUCUUUCUUUUGCUUCAUGUCCUCAUCUCGAUUUUUUCAUGUGUAUAUUGUACAUGCACGUGUAAACCGUUUUCAUACAAAUCCGAGUACGUCCUCUCGUGAUAUUUGUGUAUAUAAUUUAUAUAUAUAUAUAUAUAUCUAUAUUCGAAAUAUAUUGCAGUGUUCAUUUCUUCCAAA